GUCAUCCAAUCCAAUCCCAACAUCUCUCAACUCUCCAAAUUCAAAAAUGAGACUCUCUCUCCUUGCUUUCCUUGCAACCCUACUCUCAACUUCCCAUGCGGCCUUCAACGCCGACAACCCCAUCCGGCAGCUACGCCGCUCCUCCGGCCGCAUCGGGCUCGGCCCCGACUACAAAGUCAACUGCCAGAGUUUCCGAGUUGGGGUAGAGGCCAACAACCUCCGAGACUGGAUCACUGUCCCUAGCUAUUGCAAGAACUACAUCAAAACCUACCUCACGAAGAACCAGUGGGGCCUCGACAUUGAGGCCGUCACUAACGAGGCCUAUGAGUACGCCGUGCACUUCCAAAAGGACGCCUUCCUCAAGGACAUUUGGGUGUUUGAUGUCGAAGAAACCCUCCUUAGCAACCUCAACUACCUUGCUAGCUCCGAUGUCCAAUAUGGGACACAACCUCUAGGCCUCCAUUACUACGAGUGGCUGAGGGCCAACGGCACGGUGGUGCCGGCAAUCCAAGAACUGUACGACGAGGUGUUGGAAAUGGGAUUCGAGAUAAUUCUUUUAUCCGCAGCACCGAGUAGUGAGAGAGAGACUCUGGUGAUUGCCUUGACGGAUGCUGGCUAUUCGGGAUGGACGAAGCUCAUCCUCAGGGACGAGGCCGAUAAUGGAAAAUCAACGGUGCAGUUCAAAUCCGAGAAGAGGCUAGAGCUAAAAGGUCUACGUUACAGAAUUGCAGCUAAUGUGGGAGAUCAAUGGAGUGACCUGACUGGUGAAUAUGUGGGACUUAGGACCUUCAAAGUGCCUAAUCCUGUCUACUAUGUGUUCUGAGUUGGGAUUUCUUGAACUUGGUUUGGUUGCUCAUGAAAUUUGUGUCCUAGGGUUUAUGUUAUGAUGCAAUGUUGUUGUAUGUAAUAAUGAUGAUGAUAUCCUCAUCAUGUGUGGAAGGUUUGGUUGCUCAUGAAAUUUGUGUCCUAGGGUUUAUGUUAUGAUGCACUGUUGUUGUAUGUAAUAAUGAUGAUGAUAUCCCCAUCAUGUGUGGAAUAAAAUGAUGGACACGUGGUGGCAUGUCGUUUUGUUGUCAUAAUGUCUAAAAUUGCGAUUCAUAUCAUCUAUUAAUAUUUAUAGAGCAUUAUAUUUGUA
Molecule: messenger RNA, 1135 nt
Organism: Salvia splendens (bonfire salvia)
Lineage: Eukaryota; Viridiplantae; Streptophyta; Magnoliopsida; Lamiales; Lamiaceae
Product: acid phosphatase 1
Exons: 3
Coding region: 47-823 (258 amino acids)
Source: RefSeq, a predicted model, not a curated record